CGACAAAUCUCGAAAAGCGAACGCACGUCAAACUACCGCAACCAUGGCUGACGAAUACGACCCAGUUGAGGCUGCCGAGAUCAAGAAGAAGAGAACGUUCCGCAAGUUCUCCUACCGUGGCAUCGACCUCGACCAACUGCUGGACCUGUCCUCCGACCAACUGCGCGAUGUCGUCCACGCCCGCGCCCGCCGCCGGUUCAACCGCGGUCUCAAGCGCAAGCCCAUGGGCCUGAUCAAGAAGCUGCGCAAGGCCAAGCAAGAGGCCAAGCCCAACGAGAAGCCCGACCUCGUCAAGACCCACCUCCGAGAUAUGAUUGUGGUGCCUGAGAUGAUCGGCAGCGUCAUUGGUAUCUACUCUGGAAAGGAGUUCAACCAGGUCGAAAUUAAGCCCGAGAUGGUCGGUCACUACUUGGGAGAGUUCUCCAUCUCUUACCACCCCGUCAAGCACGGAAGACCUGGUAUUGGUGCUACGCACUCUUCGCGUUUCAUUCCUCUCAAGUAA
Amorphotheca resinae ATCC 22711 is the source of this 502-nucleotide messenger RNA. RefSeq lists its product as hypothetical. The transcript has 4 exons. The record is from RefSeq and is a predicted model, not a curated record. Gene Ontology annotation, molecular function: structural constituent of ribosome; RNA binding. The coding region runs from base 44 to 502 and encodes 152 amino acids. NCBI's taxonomy places the organism in Eukaryota, Fungi, Ascomycota, Leotiomycetes, Helotiales, Amorphothecaceae. Gene Ontology annotation, cellular component: ribosome; cytosolic small ribosomal subunit. Gene Ontology annotation, biological process: translation; ribosomal small subunit assembly.